Moesziomyces antarcticus is the source of this 1812-nucleotide messenger RNA. Its product is annotated as CCCH zinc finger protein. The coding region runs from base 1 to 1812 and encodes 603 amino acids. Gene Ontology annotation, cellular component: nucleus. The transcript has a single exon. Gene Ontology annotation, molecular function: metal ion binding. NCBI's taxonomy places the organism in Eukaryota, Fungi, Basidiomycota, Ustilaginomycetes, Ustilaginales, Ustilaginaceae. The record is from RefSeq and is a predicted model, not a curated record.
AUGGCUUCGUCCAACACCGAGGAGGAGCGUCUCAAGGCCGAGAUCGCCAAGCUCUCCGGCGCCAUCCAGUCGCACAAGCAAAACAACCAGUACCAUCAGCCGUAUGUGCCCCGAGGAAGAGGCUACUUUUCCGCCGGGCCGUCCUACCGAGGCAGCUAUGGCGCGCCUCGCGGCGGCUCAAUACCUGGACGCGGCAGGGGGCGUGGAGCAGCGGUCAUUCCACCUCGCAACCGCACCUUGAUUCUCAAUGAAUCUGCCUCCAAGCCCAGCACAUCUGCGGUUUCGACUUCUACGCCGACGGAAGCCCCUCCAGCACCAGCAGCGCCGACAGACUCAGGUGCAGCCUCGUCUACAGACGCAUGGAUCAAGCGCAAGUCGACGCACAACAUGAGUCUCGUCAGUGCGUCGACGUUCCAGCGCACCGAGCCGGCGCGGCUGGCUGCGCUCGAGGCCACGCGCAAAGCCAAGGCCGAAGCGCGGUCCGCGGCGUCCCAAACCAAACUCGGCCGGCCCAAGGCUGCCAAACCGUCGGCAUCGGUGCGUCGCGGCGACAACAUGGGCGAAGUGGUCAUCGACGGCGUCGUGUUUGAAUUCGAUCCGUCCGGAACCAAACUCGUCAAGAAAGCCGCGCAGCCCUCAGCAUCGUCCGACGACCAAGCGUCUGCGAGCGCCGCUGCUGGAUCCUCUACCCCUUCCAGCAGUGCGGUACCGCUCAAGAUGAGCAUCAAUGGGCAGGAGUACAUCCGGACCAAGCGCGGCAAUCUCAUCUCUGCCGAGCUGCUCGCCAAGCGUCGGGUACAAGCCAAGAUGGGUCGUCUCGACAAGAUGGUGGGUCAGAUCUCGGCGAUGCAAGCCACGCGCAACGCUGGUCGCUCCAAACGCAGCGGUCCGGUCGAUGUGCAGAAAUCCCGCACGCUGUGUACGUUCUUCAACAAGACCGGGCAGUGCAAGCGCGGAUUGUCGUGUCCGUAUCGCCACGACUCGAGCAAGAUCGCACUGUGUCCCAAAGUGCUGCGUGCAGCGGGGUGUACGUUGCCCAAGGGGACCUGUCCGCUCUCGCACACGCCGCGCGCAGAACGUGUACCGCACUGCGUCCACUACCUCCGCACGCGACACUGUCGCAACGGCACUGCAUGUCUGUACACCCAUGCGGAUCUUGUGGAUGGUCUGGCCACCAGGAUCUGUCGCGACUUUAGCGAGUACGGCUGGUGCGAACGAGGUGCAUCGUGCGAGCAGCGACAUACAUACGAAUGCCCCGACUUUGUCGAGAACGGUAGCUGCCAAAGAAAAGGCUGCAAGCUGCUACACAUCCUCCGAGCCAACGACACAGCCGAAAAGGAUGCAGAGGAGGUCAAGGACGAUGACCUGUUUGUGCGCGACGAUGUAGCGGCCGAAGAGGAGAGGCCAGGGAAGAGGAAACGCCCACUCAUGCAGACUGAACUCGACGACGAACCGAUCCCGGACUUUCUUGCGGCAGAAGGGGAGGAGGAGGAGGAGGAGGAGGAACAGGUGGAUUGGACGACAAACAAGCGCAGUCGAAGCACAAAGGCGUUUACCAACCAGCACGACUUUAUCUCGUUUGCCGACGAUGCAGAUUCGCAGCGCGACGACGAGAGCGGGGAGGACGAUGAUGCCGCAAGUGUGCAUAGCGACGAGUUUGAACUCAGCGAUCGCGAGGACGAGGACGAGAUGGCGAGCGACCAUGAUCACCGGCACGAGGACGAGGACGAGGGCCAACAGGACGAGGACCAGACGGACGAUAACGAUCAUGGCGACGACGAUGACGAUGACGCAGUGGACCGCGAUCUCUGA